AUAAGCGUCCGCCAAGCUUACGAACGGGAGAAGCUACGAGAAGCACUUGGAGAUGCAGCUCCAGCUAAGGAGGUGCCGAAAACCAUUGAGAGCACCAGAGAAUAUGAUGAAACCAUGGUCCAGGAGAAUGACGACGAUGAGCACGACGAGGCUCACGACGAAUUUGCGCAGUACUUCAAUCGCGAAACCACUCCAAAAGUUUUAAUAACGAUGUCACCAUUUGCGAGAAAAACAACCUGGAAAUUCUGCUUCGAGCUUCACAAGUGCAUUCCGAAUUCUGAAAUUUUCUCUCGUAAAGGAGUGCCGCUGAAAAAAGUCGUAAAACAAGCUAUAUCAAAAUCUUAUACUGACUUAUUAGUUGUUCAUGAGGAUCAAAAAAGAAACCAACGUUGCGGCGAAUCCACUGACCAUAAUCCCGAAAUUGUGCUGAACAAUUUCAAUACUCGAUUAGGACACAGUAUUGCUCGAAUGUUUGCCUGUCUUUUCCCACAUGAUCCAAAGUUCACAGGACGACGAGUGGUGACUUUUCAUAAUCAACGGGACUACAUUUUCUUCCGGCAUCAUAGGUGA
Ostertagia ostertagi is the source of this 570-nucleotide messenger RNA. Lineage: Eukaryota; Metazoa; Nematoda; Chromadorea; Rhabditida; Trichostrongylidae. The record is from the annotation of a GenBank genome assembly.